UUGUCGCCGCUCCUUCUUCUUCUACCCGAUUUCUUCCAAUUUGCAGAACACACCGUCCCGUAAUCGAUACUUGGAGGCAGCACUGGACGGACUUGAGAAGCAAUUCAUGAGAUUUGGACCAAAAUGGAGGCACUGAGACUGGGCUGGGGAGUGAGGGUGAUAAUCGUGAUGGUAAUUACGGCGAUUUUCUUUCGCUGCGUCACAGCAACCAACCAUUCCGUUGGUGGAGCUUCCGGUUGGGAUCUCAAUUCCAACAUCCUGACUUGGUCUGCGGCCACCACGUUCCAAGUCGACGACUAUCUCGUGUUUAACUAUUUGCCAGUUCACGACGUGCUGGAAGUGAACCGAACAGACUUUUCCAUUUGCCGCACCGUGAACCCAAUCACCACUCACAGUGAUGGGAAGACAGUGAUCCACCUGGACCAACCUGGCAGUCGGUAUUUCAUAUGCGGCCGGCUUCAGUACUGCCUCAUGGGUCUUAAGCUCCAAGUCCAAGUCCUCCAACGCUUGAGCGACGCCAACAAUUCAACGCCUGCUGGUGCUAACCAACCUGAGCGCCUAAGUCCACGCCACCCUCCUCAUUCUUCUCCACCGUUUCCACACCACCCUCCUCCUCGUUCUCCUCCACCGUUAGAACUCCCACCAUUGCCCGACCGUCCGGAGGCGCCAUCACCCUGCAUUUGUUCCGGGGUGGGCGAGAUGAUGAUGGCAAGCGGGCCAAUGAACUGGUGUCUGGUGUUGCUCUUCAUUAUGCUUGCAACCCGUCCUUGCUUUCAUUCCUUGAUUCCAUAGGCACUGGUUCUCCCUCUCCACCAUGUUAGACCCAUUUCAGAUUUUUGUUUACCCACCGACACUCCGAAUGCGUAGUUCCACGCAGGGUUUGUACUCCUCGGAAACUCCUGCUCUGUUCGCCGGUAGGUGAUGCAAUUCACGGCGAAUCCCCCCUUUUGCUUUGGUUAUUAACAGUGCUUACACAAAAAUAAGAGAUUCUUGGUUUCUCUGAGUAGGUUUCUUCUAAAUUUUGUGAUUGUUAAUAAUGAAAUCAAAUGUGCUUU
This is a messenger RNA of Cucurbita pepo subsp. pepo (vegetable marrow), 1055 nucleotides long. RefSeq names its product uclacyanin 1. Gene Ontology annotation, molecular function: electron transfer activity. The record is from RefSeq and is a predicted model, not a curated record. NCBI's taxonomy places the organism in Eukaryota, Viridiplantae, Streptophyta, Magnoliopsida, Cucurbitales, Cucurbitaceae. Gene Ontology annotation, cellular component: plasma membrane.